Messenger RNA from Sphenostylis stenocarpa, 1290 nucleotides. The record is from the annotation of a GenBank genome assembly. Lineage: Eukaryota; Viridiplantae; Streptophyta; Magnoliopsida; Fabales; Fabaceae.
AUGUCGGAUCUUCAACCAGUCUUAGGCUUUCUCUUGUCACCUUCAGGAGUGUGUGGGCGGGAAUACAAAACUGAAAGUGAAUUUGGAUUGCAGGAACAAGCUAGAAAAGCAUUAGAAGGUGCAUUAAGUGGUAAGAAAAAUGAAUUUGACAAGUGGGAUAAAGAAAUUAAAAGAAGGGAAGAGCUUGGAGGUGGGGGAGACACUGGUGGAGGUGGUUGGUUUGGGUGGGGUGGACGAUUUGGCUGGUCCAAUGAUGAUAGUUUUUGGCAAGAAGCGAAACAAGCUGGUCUUACUAUAAUAGCUCUCGUUCUAGUAGUAAGAAGUUUCCUCAUUCCUGUCUUAACUCACUUUCUGUAUCUUCUAGUUGCAAAAGGUGAUUUGUUCCUUGCUGUCAUCCUCAAUCCAUUGCUAUAUGCACUUCGGGGAGUGAGAAAUGGAUUUAGUUUCAUAUUAUCUAAAGUCUUGAAAAACACUUCUACCAGCAAUCACGCUGAUUUUGAUGGACUUCUAAAGAAGAAAGCUUAUCAGCAAACUUCUGCCAAGGAGAAUGUUGCCAUUUGGGUGGUUUCCAACUGCAAAAGCAUGGGUGAUGACAAAGGCAAGCAGGGUGCAUCAGACGCUCCCGAAAUGAAGCACGCCGGCAAAACGGCCCAAGAGGAGGAAAGUGGCGAUGAACGAGGGCCGGGUCUCAGUAGACACAUGAGUGAAGGUUCCGUUCCUGUCACUGAGGAAGAAGACGAGGAUGUCGAGAGGAAGCUUGACUUAGGUCCCCAGUGCACUUUGAAAGAGCAACUCGAAAAGGAUAAGGAUGAUGAGAGCUUGAGGAGGUGGAAGGAACAGCUUCUUGGCAGUGUUGACAUUAACGCUGUUGGUGAAUCUCUGGAGCCAGAUGUGAAGAUCCUGAGCCUUGCAAUCAAGGCAGCUGGUAGACAAGACAUUGUUCUUCCCAUACCACAGUCAGGAAAUCCCGAAGGUUUAUGGUUUACUCUGAAAGAAGGUAGCCGUUACAGUCUGAUGUUCACUUUCCAGGUCAGCCAUAACAUUGUUUCAGGUCUCAAAUACACCAACACUGUAUGGAAAACCGGUCUCAAGGUUGACAGCACUAAAGAGAUGAUUGGAACAUUCAGCCCUCAAGCAGAACCUUACACCCAUGAGAUGCCUGAAGAGACAACACCAUCAGGACUCUUUGCUAGAGGGACAUAUUCAGCUAAAUCCAAGUUUGUUGACGAUGAUAACAAGUUGUAUUUGGAGAUCAACUACACUUUUGAUAUUCGGAAGGAUUGGCUUUAG